This is a messenger RNA of Planococcus citri (citrus mealybug), 1104 nucleotides long. RefSeq names its product eukaryotic translation initiation factor 3 subunit J-like. The record is from RefSeq and is a predicted model, not a curated record. The transcript has 7 exons. Gene Ontology annotation, molecular function: translation initiation factor activity. NCBI's taxonomy places the organism in Eukaryota, Metazoa, Arthropoda, Insecta, Hemiptera, Pseudococcidae. Gene Ontology annotation, cellular component: cytoplasm; eukaryotic translation initiation factor 3 complex. The coding region runs from base 253 to 963 and encodes 236 amino acids.
AAAAAAAAACAAAACAACAACGUGAUAAUUUUCAGAAUAUUUCUGACGUUUUAUUCUGGAAAUAAAUAUUCGUGUCGUGCGUUGAAACGAAGUAUUCGCGUUAAUUAAAUCAUCUUAAAUAGUUAUGUUCAAUUCAAAGCCGGUAAAUAAUCAUAGAAGACGAUUUAAACUGAUCAAAUUCAAAGCUAACAACUUGUAUUCAACCUCGCGCAAUAAUCUUAGCAUAUUUUGUAGUAAUAUUUGAAAUUCGUCAUGGAUUGGGAUUCAGAAAAUUUCGAACCUACUCCUAUUGCCUCAUCUGCCACUAGUAAAUGGGUCGGAGAAGACGAAGAUGAUAAUAUCAAGGAUAAUUGGGAAGACGAAGAAGACUCGAGAAAAGAUGAGCCGCAGAAGAAAAGUGCUCAAUCCAAGAAACCCAAGUCUAGGUUGGACGAAGCUAUCGAAGAACGAGAAAGAAGAGAACGCGAAAGAAAAUCAAAACUACGAAGCGAACUCGAGAAAGAAAUAGAUACAACGAACAUGACUCCCGAAGAAGUAGCAGCUGAAAAACUCAGACGCCAGAAAUUAAUCGAAGAAGCUGAUCUGGAACUGGCUAAAGAAACAUUAGGAUUCGAAGAUGAAAGUUGCUUCCUCGACGGAUUGAAUCCUACCACCAAAGAGGAGUUUGUCACCUUCAAGGAUGCGAUAUGUAAAAAAAUAUUAUCGUUUAAGAAAUCCGAACAUUUUAGCGUUUUUAUGGAAGAAUUUAUCAAGGAUGUUUCGGCUGAUUUAACCUCGAAUGAACUGAAAAAACUCAAAAUGAACAUGGAUAAUAUGUUCAACGAAAAAGUUAAAGUUGAGAAAAACGAAAAAGGCAAGAAAGCUAAAGGCAAAGGCAAAGCUAAAAUACGAGUCGAGCAGAACGAUAUGGUAUACGAUGAAUAUUCAGCUUACACGAUCGAUGAAUAUGAUGAUUUUAUGUAAGAUGAUUUCUACGGUUACGGAGUAAGUUAGUGUUAUACAUCAGUUAUUGUUACGAAUUUUUUUUUUCUUCUUCUUAGUAAGAAAUUAUUAUGUUUAUUUAUUAUGUGAUUAUUAUUGAAUAUAAUUUCUAAUUGAGCUGAA